AUUGAAGAUUUCUUAUGGUUCAAAUUAUCAUGCAUAAGGGACGUCACUGGUGGAUCUUCAUCUGUGGUCCUGAAUGAUGGCCUUGCACCGUACAGUUUAGAUGAUCUUCAGGCCUAUCUCAAUAAAUUUGAGCCUUCAUACUACACGAAGAAUGGUAAAGACCCCUUGGUAUAUCCAUAUGUUUUGCUUCUCAGCAUUCAGUUGCUACCAGCUAUCAUGCACUUAUCCAAAGAAGCAGGAGAUGGAGGGUAUAAUAUCGAUGCUCUUCAUAUAGCUAUUUGUCUAGUGGACCAUUCCGUUUUAUCAGAAGGCUCUGGGACUGGCCACAAACUAAGUGUGAUGGAUCCUAAUGCUGAGGCAUCUAGCAUGAUAAGGCAAUAUGGGUCAAUGUUUUUGCAUCAUGGAGAUUUCCAAAUGGCGGUAGAGUAUUAUGCACAAGCUGCUGCUACUGUAGGUGGGGGACAAUUAGCUUGGUCUGGAAGAAGUAAUACGGAUCAACAGAGGCAGAGAAACUUUAUGCUGAAGCAGCUGCUGACUGAGAUUCUGCUUCGAGAAGGUGGCCUUUACUUUAUGCUUGGGGAAAGAGGUUCUGGUGAAGAAGGUCAGCUUGGAAGGUUUUUUACUGAUUCUAGAUUGCGACAGCAGUUCUUGGUUGAAGCUGCGCAUCAAUGUCAGGAAGCUGGAUUAUAUGACAAAUCCAUAGAAAUACAGAAGAGAGUCGGUGCAUUUUCGGCUGCCUUGGAAUCUCACUCCAUCGAUGAGACCUCUGAGUGGCGUACCUUUGCUAAUGAGUCUUCCAACAGCGAUCCCAACCGUGUCGGUGGUCCAACCAACCCUCUUCUCGCCGAUAGUGCUCUCACCACUGUCAUCGCCAAGCCCAAUGGUUCCUCCCGUGAUUUCUUUUCUUCUUCUCUCGGGAGGUGGCAGAACCGUAACUCCAACUCCGAUCGUGUUUUGAUUCAAACCGUUAAAACUAUCGCCACCAUGUCUGAAAGGUUGGGACUUGUUGCGACUAUCAAGGAUCGGGCUAAUGAGAUAUAUAAGAGGUUGGAGGAUCAAAAGUCAAGCAGGGGAAGAAAUCAGGAUGCACUUUAUGCAGCCUGCCUGUACAUUGCCUGUCGACAGGAGGACAAGCCCCGAACUAUUAACGAAAUAUGCGUUAUUGCCAAUGGGGCAACAAAGAAGGAAAUUGGCCGAGCCAAAGACUACAUUGUUAAAACAUUGGGACUGGAGACUGGCCAGUCUGUGGAACUAGGCACUAUUCACGCUGGUGAUUUCAUGAGAAGGUUCUGCUCUAACCUCGGGAUGUCCAACCAUGCGGUUAAAGCUGCUCAGGAAGCUGUGCAAAAAUCUGAGGAAUUUGACAUAAGGAGGAGCCCUAUAUCAAUAGCGGCAGUGGUCAUUUAUAUCAUAACCCAGCUUUCUGAUGACAAGAAGACUCUCAAAGAUAUGGCCGGAUUUAAAAGAAGAACUCAACUUAGUUACCGCGGGAUUAAAGAUGUCUAUUUCCUCAUGAGCACAAUUUAGAUCACCCAUCAAGAUUACAGGCUUAGACUUCUCUAGCUCCUGUAGAUGCAAAAGGUUCCUUGAGCUUGUGUAAAGACACGUAC
Messenger RNA from Camelina sativa (false flax), 1610 nucleotides. The record is from RefSeq and is a predicted model, not a curated record. NCBI's taxonomy places the organism in Eukaryota, Viridiplantae, Streptophyta, Magnoliopsida, Brassicales, Brassicaceae.